Molecule: messenger RNA, 288 nt
Organism: Strongylus vulgaris
Lineage: Eukaryota; Metazoa; Nematoda; Chromadorea; Rhabditida; Strongylidae
Source: the annotation of a GenBank genome assembly
AUGUCAGCUAGUAUAAUGCUCCACCUGUACACUCACACAUUGUACAGUACACUAUUGUCGUUCUUUUAUCGAUGCUAUGUGUUGAAUUAUCGUACACCUUCUAUGAAUAAGCUGAAAUUGAUUAUUCUACUUAUUUAUCUUCCAUCCUUCGCUCAAAUGGUGCAACAUUCAGCGAGGCCAAUCCAAGAAGUAAAUACGCUCAAAGCAAUCACAUCAGCACCACCUCUUUUUAAUCGACUUUUAUUUCUAAUACAAAGCUGCUCCAGAUGCUAUUUAGCUUCGCCAUGA